This is a messenger RNA of Spodoptera littoralis (African cotton leafworm), 945 nucleotides long. The record is from the annotation of a GenBank genome assembly. Lineage: Eukaryota; Metazoa; Arthropoda; Insecta; Lepidoptera; Noctuidae.
AUGGUUCGCAGACAUCGUGAACAGAGCACAACUGAGGAUGAAAUCGUAAUUGACACGCCGCCGCCGAAAAAACAUAAAAGGCAUAAGCACAAAAAGCAUAAGAAGAGAAAAUUAGAAAAUGAAUACGAUAGCGAAUCGUCUAUCGACGUAUCGUACGAAGACGCUGUGGCCAAACCGUAUAAAAUUAAGGUAAAAGGACGCGACGUACCAGGAACAUCCGCAGCGGAUUUAUUGAAAGCGCAAACAAUGAAGUCGUCUUCCGACUCUCGGAGGUCCAUACCUGGCUCUUCAUCUAGCACUCCACCAAAAGCAUCAUCAUCUAAGAAAAAGAAGAAGGGCAGAGACAGCGGCACUUCUAGUGAAGAAGAAAGAUGGCUAGAUGCUAUAAAAUCUGGAAAACUGGAAGAAGUUGAUGAAGAACUUAAGAAAAUAAAACCAAAAGAUCCAAAAAUGAUGACAGCCAGGCAACGGGCCAUGUACGAGAGAGGUACUGAUAAGGAGACCAGUCCUGGAGGAGAAGUUCUUCUAGCAUUGCCUUCAGGAUACAAAGAAAAAGUAAUGACUGAGGAGGCCAUACAGAAAGCUGCAUUAAAGUCACAAAAACGUAAACAAAUGGCUGAUGAGAAAAGGGAAAAAGAUAAAAAGAAAACCAUGGACAGACUAUUGAAAAAACAGGAAUCUAAAUUAAAGAAUAUGUCAAAAGGGAAGCCUACAAGGAAACUGGAACCAAUGAUUGUAUACAAAAACAGUAAUAGUGAAAUCUCAUUAUCUUUGCCACCUGGUGUGCCAUUCCCACUGGAGAAGAAAUGCCCCAUAGAUCCUCCGAAACCCAUGAGGUGUGGUGUUGAUGGAUGUAACAAUAUUAAGAAGUACAACUGUUCCAAAACUGGAAUCCCUUUAUGCAGUUUAGAAUGUUAUAAAAGAAAUCUUUUAGCUAUUCAAUAA